AUGUCCUCCUCGUCCUCCGAUGGUGAUGCUACUCCCAGAGCUCUGUCGCCCCAACCCGAGAUAGGAUGCACUCAUUCCGAGAUUGCCGAGGCUGUCUACGAAGCCGUCAAUCGUCAACUGGCCCGGGAUGGAGGAAAUGCGCCGGAGAGACUGGCCGCCACGGCUGCCGUUGCAGUCAUUAUUGAGGCUACUCGACCAGACUCGACCGCGGAUACUCAAUCCCACACGGACGCCACUGCUGGAGGAUCGGCCUCACCGCCAGCGCAGGCCGCCGUUGAUGCCGGUCCCUUUGGCUCUCUUUCAUAUGAGUAG
Penicillium subrubescens is the source of this 312-nucleotide messenger RNA. RefSeq lists its product as uncharacterized. The coding region runs from base 1 to 312 and encodes 103 amino acids. The transcript has 4 exons. The record is from RefSeq and is a predicted model, not a curated record. Lineage: Eukaryota; Fungi; Ascomycota; Eurotiomycetes; Eurotiales; Aspergillaceae.